CGCAACUUGAUUUGGCAUUCCGUCGUUGGCCAAGCAUCUGAAGCGCGUCCGUCCGAUGAACCAAGAGAGCGGCGUCGACAAGCUCAAGCGCAAGUUUAUGGAGAACCCAUUUGUCCCGGUGGGGGCGCUCCUGACUACAGUCGUCCUCGUCGGUGGCAUGCGUACCUUCAUGGUGGGUGGCGAUUCGCGAACACAACAACGGUACAUGCGAGCUCGCGUGGUUGCCCAAGGCGCGACUGUGGUUGCCGUCGCGGCCGGCAGCGUGCUUUACGACAAGAACUCGGUAGGACGAAAGUGGUUGAGAGAACGAGGCAUUUUCCUACCGGGAGACGAUGCCGAGCCCGCUGCCGAAUCAACCUAAGCAUAAUCAAAUGUUCACCUGUCAUGCAAGUUGCGAACGACGAUCAGCUGCGUGCAAGACGCGUCUAAUGGUAUAUAUAUAUUACGCCAUAAAGAAGAGGAAGAGCACGACAAACACGAGGAGUAUGCCGCCGACCUUCAUCAUGAGGGCGCUGUUGCUGAGAUUAUUGCGGAAGAUCUCGAGCUGGCGCGUGCCCUGGUCGACGUUCCGUACGGCGUCGUCGACGUUU
Messenger RNA from Aphanomyces invadans, 590 nucleotides. RefSeq lists its product as hypothetical. The coding region runs from base 56 to 361 and encodes 101 amino acids. The record is from RefSeq and is a predicted model, not a curated record. The transcript has a single exon. NCBI's taxonomy places the organism in Eukaryota, Oomycota, Saprolegniomycetes, Saprolegniales, Verrucalvaceae.